UGAUCCGGGCAACCUGCGCCUCUAUUCGAGUUAGAUAACGUAUAUUGAAAACGCGCAGUCUUGGCGAGCUGACAGCGUCCGUCCAAAUAUUUAUAGCCGCUCUGAUCAGGAGCUGUGUUGCCAUGGCAGUGCAAUUAGCACUUUGUCUAUUAACGGCCUUCCUGCGGCCAAGAGGUGCUGAGCUCCCCGUACCGCGGGGUCUCAGAGCCCCGUGCCCUCCCGCACCCGCACUGCUCCUCCCACGAGGGCUGACGCAUCGCUGCCGGGAGCAUCCAUCGCCAGGCGGGAUGGAAAUGGUGCAGGGAUGGGAUGGCACAGAGCGAGUGCCGCCGUUGUCCCCUGCGGCACACCAGGAGCAUCACAAAGCGCAUCCAUGCCACACACGAGGCACAUAAAACGAGCGCAGGGCACAACCUGCGGCGAUGGGCUCAUGGAUGCUCAGCACACACCCUCACGUUGCUGCCCUGCCCUGCCCUGUGCCAGGGCCUCGUGCUCUGGGCACAGCGCGCCCCGUGCUGCCCUGCGGGACACGUUGGGUCCGGGUGCAGCGCUGCCCUGCGCUGUGCUGUGCGGGAGGAGGUGUCGGCAGGGAUUAGGGUUGCAUCUAGAAAAGGGCUAAAUCAGAGCCCACGGCGCUAGGCGGCUCGCAGCAGCUCUCCCGUGGUGCCACCGCUCUGGCAAUACAAACAAAACAUUCGCAGUCAGCUGAGCGGCUUUGCAGCAGCAGCGACCAAAAUUUUUUUUUUCUUUUUUUUUCCAGUUUCCAAAUGCAGUCAGUGCUGAAUUUAACCCUAGAAGGGGCCACUCACAGCUGCCCCACUGCGGGGGGGUCUGAUGGCUAUGUGCCCACACUGCAGGAAUGGGUGCAUGGGGCGUGCUCUGCUUCCCCAAGGAAGUGCAUUGGAGCUGCAGGUGUAUAUAUGGGUCCUAGAGUGGUUUCUGCAAUGCCAGCUAUAUGGGAACCGCUGUGGCUCUCUGUGUCAGAGCUGGCAGCAUCCUCCAGAGUGAGGAGGUGGCACCGUGGGUCCAAGCACUGUGCCAUGGGUCCAAGCACUGCGCCAUCCCUCGCUGUGAACAUGGAGGGGGCCAGGGAAGGGGAACCUGCUGUUUCCUGCAUUGCAAAGGCUGCCUUUUCUUUGGGUUCAUUUUCGUGGUGUUUAGUGGCUCACCAUCUCAGGAGUUAUUCCAAGUGGUCUGGGGAGAAGGCGUGAAAAGACAUAAAAUGCAUUUUUUAUGAAUCUUAAUGGUGACAGCUCUUUGGGAGGAACUCUUCCCUGUACCUCUCAUGUCCUAUGUGUCUCAUGAGAGAUCCAACAUCGGUUUAAUCCAGCGUAUCUGUCCCAUUCCACAGUGCGUCCUGCAGACCCUGGACAGCACAGGGUGGUUGUGCUGUCAACCUUCUGCCUUCCGUGAGGAAAGCACUGCUCCUCCCACCGGGCUCAGACCUGAGGGCAUUGUGCUCCUGCCUCGCUCAGAGGCUGAGCACAGGUCCUGGAGCUGCCAUGCCCGCCCUGUGAUGCCACCUGGCACAGCUGACCCAUGACGCAGCCCUGAUCCCACCACUCUCAGCGGUGGCACAGGAGCACACAGUAACAGGACCUGCCUCACAGCUGCCUUGUUUGCAUUGGUGGAGCACAAGGAGGCUGUGCUCACAGGCAGAGACAAAGGCACUGGGACGCACAAGCAAUGGCCUUCCAGCGGAGCCACAAGCUGAACCUGCUGCGCAUUGCCGUGCUGCUCCUCGUGGCCUUGGCUGGCAUCAAGUUCCUCUUCCGUGACAGCUUAACCCUGCAGCUGCACAAGCACAUCAGCAAGGACAGCACGUUCUGGGGGGAUGCGCGGGACUCUGGCCCCCAGAGCCAGGCUGUGGAGGUCCAACCUGCAAAGAUCAUGGCCCCAAGGCAGGGACCUAAGCAGCAGUUCCCCAAGGACCUCAGUGCCACCGAGAUGAGGCUCGUUCACCUGGACUUGAAGGGAGCUGCUCCCAGGGUCUCCUAUCUGGAGCAGUUGUUCCCACUCCUGUCCCGGCUGGGAGCUAACGGGAUCCUGAUCGAAUACGAGGAUAUGUUCCCCUUCAAGGGGGAGCUGGAGGUCCUCAAGUCCCCCUAUGCUUACAGUGAGGAGGACGUUGAGUGGAUCCAGCAGCUGGCAGAGCUCCACAAGCUGGAGGUGGUUCCCCUGGUGCAGACCUUCGGUCACGUGGAGUUCAUCCUCAAACACCCCAAGUACCAGCACCUGCGGGAGGUGGAGCGCUUCCCCAACAGCUUCAAUCCCCAUGUUCCAGACACCCUGGCAUUGCUCAAGGUCAUCCUAUCACAGGUGAUGGAGAAGCACAGGCGCUCCUCGUGGAUCCACAUUGGUGCAGAUGAGGUGUUCCACCUCGGAGAGGGGAAGGACUCCAGGAAUUGGAUGAGCCGCAACAAGGGUGACACAGGAACCAUAUACCUGAAGCACAUUAAGGAGGUGCUGGACUUCAUCUCCACACAGUACCGGGGACUGCGGGUGCUCAUGUGGGACGACAUGCUGAGGAAGAUCAGUGUGGGAGCCCUGCAGGAGUCUGGGAUAGCAAAGCAUGUCUCACCUGUGGUGUGGUUCUAUGCACCUGACUUCGACGCAGAGCAGAUUGGGCAGUUCAUCACCAAGUACCUGGAGAGCGGCUUUGAGGCCGUGUGGUUUGCCAGUGCCUUCAAAGGCACCACCGGCCCAACACAGAGCUGGCCUCCGCUGAGCUCCCACCUGAAGAACCAGCUCAGCUGGCUGCGGGUGCGUGAGGCCAUGCCGCGUUUUGCCCCGCUGCGCUUCCAGGGCAUUGUCCUCACCGGGUGGCAGAGGUACGACCACUAUUCAGUGCUGUGUGAGCUGCUGCCUGUUGGCAUUCCCUCCCUGGCCAUAUGCCUCCAGACCGUGGUGAAUGGUGAGCUCCCUCUUCCCCCUCUUUCCACACUGCAGCAUCCUUGGGGGCUUCACCCCUCUGUUUUGGCGUGGUCCUCUCCAGGGGGAUUCACGGAAGAGACGCGGAGGAAGGUGCUGGAGGUGUUGGGCUUCCAGAACAUGCAGCUGGAGCAGAGCACAUGUGAAGGAAGGGGAGUGUUCCCUGGGGCAGAAAUCUAUCACAUGGUGGAGCAGGUGAACAGACAGCUGAAGGAGAGCAUCACCAAAAUGCUGGAGGAGGAAAGUGCCAUCAAGGGCUGGUUCAGCCCUUACCACCGCAAGCACCAGUUUGGCAAUCCUCGCAACAUGGAGAGCUUUGGCAGCAAGGUGCUCAAGCUCCAUGAGGACUGGGAGAGCUUUGUCCGGGACCUGCGUGCCCGCCUGGAGGGUAUCUACUUCCCUGACACAGUGGAGGAGUGGAUGGAGGAGAAUGUCAACCCCUACCUGGACCCUCUGCGGGACCUGGUCCGGGACUACCGUGCCAUCAUCCGCCUCAACGCCCAGCCCAAGGCACCUUAGGGGCUGUGCUUCCCCAUGGACUGGGCAGCGGGGGCCAUGGGAAUGGUCUGUUUGCUGGCCUGCACCCUUCUUCUGUUCAAGGCACGAUUGUGGUUUGUUUUGUACUGCACAGAGAGCCCCGGUGUGCCCCACUUCCCAAUAAAGUAUUUUCGUAGAUGUUGCUGAGUGAUGG
Molecule: messenger RNA, 3622 nt
Organism: Meleagris gallopavo (turkey)
Lineage: Eukaryota; Metazoa; Chordata; Aves; Galliformes; Phasianidae
Source: RefSeq, a predicted model, not a curated record